GAUGGAUUUUAAGCGGCGACAAGGACCAGGCCCUGGGGUGCCCCCAAAACGGGCUCGUGGGGGUCUCUGGGAUGAGGACGAGCCAUCGCAAUUUGAGGAGAACUUGGCGUUGCUGGAGGAGAUAGAGGCUGAGAAUCGGCUGCAGGAGGCAGAGGAGGAGCUGCAGCUGCCCCCACAGGGCCCUGCAGGUGGGCAGUUUUCCACUGCAGACAUUGACCCACGCUGGAAGCGGCCCGCCCUGUGUGCCCUGGAUCCCAACACGGAGCCCCUCAUCUUCCAGCAGCUAGAGAUUGACCACUAUGUUGGCUCAGCUGUGCCACUGCCAGGAGGACCCCCAACGUCCUGUAAUUCAGUGCCCAUACUACGGGCCUUUGGGGUGACUGAUGAGGGCUUCUCCGUCUGCUGCCAUAUCCAUGGCUUUGCACCCUACUUCUACACCCCUGCACCUCCCGGUUUUGGGGCCGAGCACCUGAGUGACCUGCAGCGAGAGCUGAGCACAGCCAUCAGCCGGGACCAGCGUGGUGGGAAGGAGCUGUCGGGGCCAGCAGUGCUGGCCAUAGAGCUGUGCUCCCGUGAGAGCAUGUUUGGGUACCAUGGUCACGGCCCCUCUCCAUUUCUCCGCAUCACCCUGGCGCUACCCCGCCUUGUGGCACCAGCCCGCCGCCUCCUGGAACAGGGUAUCCGUGUGCCAGGCCUGGGUACCCCAAGCUUCGCACCCUAUGAGGCCAACGUGGACUUUGAGAUCCGGUUCAUGGUGGAUGCUGACAUCGUGGGCUGCAACUGGUUGGAGCUCCCAGCUGGGAAGUAUGUUUGGAGGACAGAGAAGAAGGCUACACAGUGCCAGCUGGAGGUGGAUGUGUUGUGGUCAGAUGUCAUCAGUCACCCACCAGAAGGGCAGUGGCAGCGUAUUGCGCCCCUUCGUGUACUUAGCUUUGACAUCGAGUGUGCUGGCCGCAAAGGCAUCUUCCCUGAGCCGGAGCGUGACCCUGUGAUCCAGAUCUGUUCCCUGGGGCUGCGGUGGGGAGAACCAGAGCCGUUCUUGCGCCUGGCACUCACACUGAGGCCCUGUGCACCCAUCCUUGGUGCCAAAGUGCAGAGCUAUGAGCGGGAAGAAGACCUGCUCCAGGCCUGGGCCAACUUCAUCCUUGCCAUGGAUCCUGAUGUGAUAACUGGCUAUAAUAUUCAGAACUUUGACCUCCCAUACCUCAUCUCGCGCGCGCAAACCCUGAAGGUGGACCGCUUCCCUUUCCUGGGCCGAGUGACUGGUCUCCGCUCCAACAUCCGAGAUUCCUCCUUCCAGUCGAGGCAGGUGGGCCGGCGGGACAGUAAGGUGGUCAGCAUGGUGGGUCGAGUUCAGAUGGACAUGCUGCAGGAGCAGACACGCCGCCGCCUGGCCGUGUACUGCCUGAAGGACGCCUUCCUGCCACUUCGGCUGCUUGAGCGCCUUAUGGUGCUGGUGAACAAUGUAGAAAUGGCGCGUGUCACGGGUGUGCCCCUUGGAUACCUGCUCAGCCGGGGCCAACAGGUCAAGGUCGUGUCUCAGCUGCUGCGCCAGGCCAUGCGCCAGGGGCUCCUGAUGCCUGUGGUGAAGACUGAGGGCGGUGAGGACUACACGGGAGCCACUGUCAUUGAGCCCCUUAAAGGGUACUAUGACGUCCCCAUUGCCACCCUGGAUUUCUCCUCUCUGUACCCAUCCAUCAUGAUGGCCCAUAAUCUGUGCUACACCACACUGCUACGGCCCGGGGCUGCCCAGAAGUUGGGCCUUAAACCAGAUGAGUUCAUCAAGACACCCACUGGAGAUGAGUUUGUGAAGUCAUCUGUGCGGAAGGGCCUCCUGCCCCAGAUCCUGGAGAAUCUGCUGAGUGCCCGGAAGAGGGCCAAGGCUGAGCUGGCUCAGGAGACAGACCCCUUGCGGCGGCAGGUCUUGGAUGGACGGCAGCUGGCACUGAAAGUGAGUGCCAACUCUGUGUAUGGCUUCACUGGUGCCCAGGUGGGCAAGCUGCCAUGUUUGGAGAUCUCUCAGAGUGUCACUGGGUUCGGGCGGCAGAUGAUUGAGAAAACCAAGCAACUAGUGGAGUCCAAGUACACCCUGGAAAAUGGCUACAAUGCCAAUGCCAAGGUGGUCUAUGGUGACACUGACUCUGUGAUGUGCCGAUUUGGUGUCUCCUCUGUGGCUGAGGCAAUGUCUCUGGGUCGAGAGGCUGCAAACUGGGUAUCUAGUCACUUCCCAUCACCCAUCCGACUGGAGUUUGAGAAGGUUUACUUCCCAUACCUGCUCAUCAGCAAGAAGCGCUAUGCUGGCCUGCUCUUCUCCUCCCAGCCUGAUACCCAUGACAGAAUGGACUGCAAGGGCCUGGAGGCUGUGCGCAGGGACAACUGUCCCCUGGUGGCCAACCUUGUUACAUCCUCUCUGCGACGAAUCCUUGUGGACCGGGAUCCCGAUGGGGCAGUGGCCCAUGCAAAGGAUGUGAUCUCAGACCUGCUGUGUAACCGCAUAGACAUCUCCCAGCUGGUCAUCACCAAGGAGCUGACCCGAGCAGCCGCAGACUAUGCUGGCAAGCAGGCUCAUGUGGAACUGGCUGAGAGGAUGAGGAAGCGUGACCCCGGCAGUGCGCCCAGCUUGGGUGACCGCGUCCCCUAUGUGAUCAUCGGUGCUGCCAAAGGCGUGGCUGCCUACAUGAAGUCGGAGGACCCCCUGUUUGUGCUGGAACACAGCCUGCCCAUCGACACUCAAUACUACCUGGAGCAGCAGCUGGCCAAGCCACUGCUGCGCAUUUUUGAGCCCAUUCUGGGUGAGGGCCGUGCAGAGUCUGUGCUGCUCCGAGGAGACCACACACGCUGCAAAACCGUGCUCACCAGCAAGGUUGGUGGCCUCCUAGCCUUCACCAAGCGCCGCAACUGUUGCAUUGGCUGCCGCUCAGUGAUCAACCAUCAGGGAGCUGUGUGUGAAUUCUGUCAGCCCCGAUCGUCAGAGCUCUAUCAGAAGGAGGUGUCACACCUGAAUGCCUUGGAGGAACGCUUCUCGCGCCUCUGGACACAGUGCCAGCGUUGCCAGGGCAGCUUGCAUGAGGACGUCAUCUGCACCAGCCGCGACUGUCCCAUCUUCUACAUGCGCAAAAAAGUGCGCAAGGACCUGGAGGACCAGGAGCGGCUGCUGCAGCGUUUUGGACCUCCGGGCCCCGAGGCCUGGUGACUCGACGAGGGACACGGAAUAAAGUUCAGACUUUUUGCUACUGA
Cricetulus griseus (Chinese hamster) is the source of this 3237-nucleotide messenger RNA. The record is from RefSeq and is a predicted model, not a curated record. NCBI's taxonomy places the organism in Eukaryota, Metazoa, Chordata, Mammalia, Rodentia, Cricetidae.